AUGCUAAUAUUAAAGAGAUUGAUAACUACUUCUUGCACUUUAUUAGACACUUCUCCUAAAAACUAUUAUAAAAUAAUAACCCCAGCAACUUUUGAGACUAAAAAAUGCGAAUCAUAUAACGAAACCCACUCGUCAACCACUACGACUGAAAUUACAACAACGGCAACAACAGUGGCAGGUACAGUUAAUGAAGACUUGACAAUAACACACAAAACUGGAAGAAAAAUUAUAUCCACUUAUAAACGGUCGACUCAUCCAACUUCGGUCCCAUUAUCGAAAAUCUUCAGUAAUAAUUUCCCCUUGAGUAUAAACGAAUCAUUUGAAGAUUACAAGCAUCGUAAUAAUCCGUUGAAAUUUCAACAUGAUUUAUUAUCAACCUUACCUUUUUAUCCUUCACUUGGCCCACAACAAGAAACGGAAGGGAGAUCGUCUGAAGUAUUAAAAAUUGAAAUCGAUGACGAAGGGAAUUAUAUUAAUGAAUUUGUCAUUUAUCCUGAAAAUUAUCAUCCACAUAUAGUACCUGAUGAGGAAUAUCAUCAUUUAAUAAUGAUUCAUGGAUAUGGAGCUGGGCUAGGAUUUUUCUUGAAAAAUUUUGAUGAUAUUUCAAAUUUCCCACCCAAUGAUACCCAAAACAACAACAACACCAAUAAAUAUAUUAUCCAUGCUAUUGAUUUAUUAGGUUAUGGAUGUAGUUCUAGACCUAAUUUUUAUCCACAAAACUUGGAUCAAGUGGAAAAUUGGUUUCAUGAUUCAUUUACAACUUGGCUCCACAAACGCAAAAUCCCUAGCGAUAGAACUAUUGUUAUGGCUCAUUCCAUGGGGGCAUAUCUUAUGGCAACAUUGGCGAUUAAUCGAAAUUUAAAAUUUUGUUCAAAAUUAUUAAUGGUAUCUCCAGGAGCUGUAAUCAAACAUCAAAAUCCAGUUCAAGUACCUCGAUAUUUUGUUAAAUUAUGGGAAAGAAAUAUUUCACCUUUUACUAUUGUUCGGAAAUUAGGUCCAUUGGGUUCCAAAAUCGUCAGCGGUUGGUCAUCAAGACGGUUUGAUAAAUUGACUAGACAAGAAAAAAAAUUACUACAUAAAUAUUCUUAUGGAAUUUUCCAAAGUAAAGGUUCUGGGGAAUAUAUGUUGAAUUAUUUGUUAGCCCCUGGAGCCGAUGCUCGGCAUCCAUUGGUUGAUCGAGGUAUAGAUAAAAUCACGUGUGAUGUUUCUUGGUGGUAUGGUAAAGAAGAUUGGAUGGAUAAAAAAGGUGGACAAAUUUGCAGUGAUAUUAUUAACAAAAAGGGGCAAUUCAAAAGUGAUGUUAAAGUAAUCGAAGAUAGUGGCCAUCAUAUUUAUCUUGAUAAUAUCAAAAGAUUCAAUUCUAUGGUACUUGAAGAAAUGAAACAUUUAAUCAACAAGUAA
Molecule: messenger RNA, 1401 nt
Organism: Candida dubliniensis CD36
Lineage: Eukaryota; Fungi; Ascomycota; Pichiomycetes; Serinales; Debaryomycetaceae
Product: carboxylic ester hydrolase
Exons: 1
Coding region: 1-1401 (466 amino acids)
Biological process (GO): cardiolipin acyl-chain remodeling
Cellular component (GO): mitochondrial inner membrane
Molecular function (GO): A2-type glycerophospholipase activity
Source: RefSeq, a predicted model, not a curated record